Henningerozyma blattae CBS 6284 is the source of this 3483-nucleotide messenger RNA. RefSeq names its product DNA-directed DNA polymerase gamma MIP1 (gene MIP1). The transcript has a single exon. Lineage: Eukaryota; Fungi; Ascomycota; Saccharomycetes; Saccharomycetales; Saccharomycetaceae. Gene Ontology annotation, cellular component: gamma DNA polymerase complex; mitochondrion. The record is from RefSeq and is a predicted model, not a curated record. Gene Ontology annotation, molecular function: DNA-directed DNA polymerase activity; 3'-5' exonuclease activity; DNA binding. Gene Ontology annotation, biological process: mitochondrial DNA replication. Bases 1 to 3483 code for a protein of 1160 amino acids.
AUGUCACACAAACUACUAUCAUCACCACUGCGAAAUGCAUUGAUUUCAAAAUCUUCAAUUAAAUAUACUCACAAAUUGCGUUCCUUUUAUUCUAUUAAACAGAGCUCACAAGAAUCACAAGUACCAUGCCAAUCUGAUGUUGUAAAGGAAGAACUUCCAACUGUAAAUCCUGUUGGAAUUCAAUAUUUGAGCCGUUAUUUACACAAACAAUUAUUUAAGCAGCAAAUUAAAUCAACUUCAAAAGACCAGAAAAGAAUUAAGCUGGCAAAAAGAGGCCUAAACCAUCACAAAUUGUUAGGUAAAAAGACAUCUAUUAGAACUCCAAUUCAAUUAAAUUUGCCAGAAUUACAAGGUAAUUCAUUGGAUGAACAUUUUCAGAGAAUAGGUAAUUAUUUAGGCCAAUCAUACAAAGAUAAAUGCAUUCAUAAGUUCACAACCUUACCUCAGAAGCCUCGUAACUGGUUAAGACAAAAGGGUUGGGUAAGAUAUGUUCCAGGCAAAGAACCUAUUCCAGUUGACGUUCCAUUAGAAGAUACAAUAGUAUUUGAUGUUGAAACUUUAUAUAAAAUUUCUCAUUAUCCAACUCUUGCGGUAGCGGUAUCUUCUAAGGCUUGGUACUUAUGGUGCUCACCUUAUAUAUCUGAAGAUGGCUGUGAGGAUUUUAAACAUCUGAUCUCACUUGGUGAUCCAACUAAAGAAAGAAUAAUUAUUGGCCACAACGUGUCCUACGAUAGAGCAAGAGUGUCUGAAGAAUAUAAUUUAGUUGACUCAAAAUCAUUUUAUAUGGAUACUUUAUCCCUUCAUAUUGCUACUACAGGUUUAUGCUCUAGACAAAGGUCUAAAUUCAUGCAAACUAAGAGGGAACUAGCUAAUGCCAAUAAUGAAGAAAAUGCCAAUUCAUCAGAACUUGAUGGCAUUGAUAUGAGUUCCGAAGACGCUCAGAAUUUCAUGUAUUCUGAUGAUCCAUGGCUACAACUAUCAUCUAUGAAUUCUUUGAAAGAUGUGGCUUGGCUUCAUUGCAGAAUUAAAAUGAACAAAGAUGCUCGUGAUUAUUUUGCAGCAUUGGAUAAGCAAGUAGUAAUUGAUAAUUUCCAAAUGCUAGUUAAUUACUGUAUGACUGAUGUUGAAGUUACGUCAAAGGUAUUUGAUAAAGUAUUUCCAACAUUUUUAAAACAAUGCCCACACCCUAUAUCAUUUGCUGCUUUAAGAUAUUUAUCAAAAUGUAUUCUACCAACAAACAAUACUGGCUGGAAUGAUUAUAUUAAUCGUUCCGAAGAUUUAUAUCAAACAUCCAAAAACAAGACUGAGGAUAAAUUAAUCCAAAUCGUAGAAGAUUUAGUGCAAAAGGAUCCCGCAGAUAUUGAAAAUGAUCCCUGGCUAAGCCAGUUAGACUGGGAGACUAAACCAAUUAGAAUGACUAAAAAAGGUGUUCCAGUAAAAAAUCAGAAAUUACCUGGAUAUCCUGAAUGGUAUAAGAACUUAUUCCCUCGUAAGGAUAGCUUAAAUCCUCAGAUUACUUUAAGAACAAGAAUUAUCCCAUUAUUAUUUAAAUUAUCUUGGGAAGAUUUUCCAGUAAUUUGGAGUGAUGGAAAUGGUUGGUGUUUUAGAGUCCCAAAAUUAGAGGAAGAAAAAUUUAUGGAAAAAAACUAUAGACAUGCCUCAUUAACUGACGAGGAAGAAUUGAUAGAUGAUGGUGAAACAGUAUUAUUUAAAAUUCCUCAUCCAAAUGGUCCUGAGCUAAACUGUACUACUUUGAUGAGUAAACCAUUUCUUCAUUAUUUUGAUAAAGGAAUUUUAAAAUCUCGUAGUGACAUGGCUAAGGAUGCUCUGACUAUAAACGCAUCUGGUUCUUAUUGGAUGUCUGCAAGAGAAAGAAUUAUGUCGCAAUUUGUAGUACCUUUACAGGAUGAGAAAGAAGACGUUGGGUUAAUAGUACCAAAGUUAAUAACAAUGGGGACUGUAACAAGACGUGCUGUGGAAAACACAUGGUUAACUGCUUCUAAUGCCAAGAAUAAUCGUAUUGGUAGUGAGUUAAAAGCGAUGAUUAGUGCACCUACUGGAUAUAGUUUUGUUGGUGCAGAUGUUGAUAGUGAAGAAUUAUGGAUUGCAUCUCUAGUAGGAGAUUCGGUAUUCAAAUUGCAUGGUGGCACUGCCAUCGGCUGGAUGUGUUUAGAAGGUACCAAAAAUGAAGGUACAGAUUUACAUACCAAGACUGCCGAAAUUUUGGGAUGUACACGUAAUGAAGCCAAAGUAUUCAAUUAUGGUCGUAUUUAUGGUGCAGGUGUUCGAUUUGCUAGUCAAUUAUUAAAAAAUUUUAAUCCAAAUCUAAGUCCUGGGGAUUGUUCUGCCAUUGCCAAAAAAUUAUACGAAAGUACAAAGGGUAAAAUUAAAAGAAAUAACAAGUUUAAGUUCCCAAAAUUUUGGUAUGGUGGUAGCGAAAGUAUUUUAUUUAAUCAGUUAGAACAGAUUGCUGAACAACCAUAUCCUCGCACUCCAGUACUUGGGUGUGGUAUUACCAAGAGUCUACAAAAAGGUAAUUUAAAUGCCAAUAAUUCAUAUUUACCAUCAAGGAUUAAUUGGUGUAUUCAAUCUAGUGGUGUUGAUUAUUUACAUCUAUUAGUAUGCUCUAUGGAUUAUUUAAUUCAAAGAUACCAAUUAAAAGCUAGAUUAUGUAUUACCAUUCAUGAUGAAAUUAGAUAUCUUGUUAAGGAAGAAGAUAAAUAUAAAGUUGCCAUGGCAUUGCAAAUCAGUAAUCUUUGGACUCGUAGCAUAUUUUGUGAACAAAUGGGCAUUUAUGAUUUGCCUCAAAAUUGCGCAUUCUUUACUGCAAUUGACAUUGAUCAUAUAUUGAGAAAGGAGGUUGAUAUGGACUGUGUAACACCAUCAAAUCAAGACCCAUUAUUACCAUUCGGUGAGAGCUUAGAUAUUUAUAAAUUAUUAGAGAAAAUUGGCAAGGAGGGACUAGGUAAAGAAAUGAAAAAAAUAGAUACAAACAAAUACCCAUUUAAACCACGUGAACAUGUACUGGAGGAGUAUAAUAAAGCAUUUAGUACAAAUUUUUUGGAAUAUUUUCUUGAAAUGCAACUGAAAACAAAGGAAUCUCACAUAAAAGAUGCACAAACAGAAUUAGAACAAAGAGAAACAGAAGCAAUCUGGGAGAAUGAUAAAUCAGAUGAAGAUCAGUUCGGGUACAAGGAUUACUUGGCCAAAUUGAAACAAGACUUGGUCGCCAGGAAAGAGCUUACGAGAGAGACACUAUAUACAAAACGGGAAAAUAGGGAUACAUUUGAUGCCCUUGCUGAUAAACAGGAAAACAUGAUAAAUGAACUCAUGAUUGAUACCAUAGAUAUAGAAAUUAAAUCUGAAAAUAAUUCCAAGAGUUCCAGUCAGAUGAAAGACUCUACUAUAACUGAUCAUACAUUUCUGAGACAUAUAAAUCCCAGUAAUACUACUAGGGACCGUCCACUGACUUCCUCUUCUUAG